ACUUUUUCCCUAUUUAUAAGUGAAAAAAAGCCUUCUUCAGUCUUCAUCAUCAUGCGUGUGCACCAUCCGAUCAGUGGACAUAGCAACACUGAAUAACUACCUAAAGACAAUAGACCGAACUUGCCAAACUCAAACCACCACCAACAUCUAACAACUUACAAAAACCCUAACCCUAUCUCUUACCCCCUCUUCGCUUUUUGGCCGCGUCGCCUCACUUCCAAGACCCACCUUCAACCUUCUCCGGCCGCCGAGGUUUCAAGUCGACAAAGAUGAGUCGAGGAAGCAUAGCGGGACCCAAGGGGAAGAAGAAGGGAGCAACAUUCACGAUCGACUGUUCGAAGCCGGUGGAAGACAAGAUCAUGGAGAUUGCUUCCCUGGAAAAAUUCCUCCAGGAGCGAAUCAAGGUCGGCGGCAAGCCAGGUGCGCUUGGCGACUCUAUCACCGUCACCCGUGACAAGACCAAGAUCACUGUGACUUCCGAUAGUAAUUUCUCCAAGCGGUACCUGAAGUACUUGACAAAAAAAUACCUGAAGAAAAACAAUGUACGUGAUUGGCUUCGGGUGAUUGCCUCCAACAAGGAUCGAAAUGUUUAUGAAUUGAGGUACUUCAACAUUGCUGAGAACGAGGGAGAUGAAGAAGAUUGAAAAUCUGUAUCAAUCUAAAGAGCCAUUUUUACUUUGCCUGCGUAGGUUUGUAGGGCGCUAGAUAUUUUAGAUAUUUAAAUGUUUCCUGUAUGGCAUUUAAUAUGUCAAAUUUUAUGUUUUCUUGCAAUUUUGUUCUCUGGACUUGAGAUUUUGCUUUAUUGCUAGAAUUUGUGUGGGAGAAUUUGAAUUCUGGCAUUUCAGGAUUAUGUGUUUUUGAAUCAUUGUGGUGUUCAACCCUUCAAA
Malania oleifera is the source of this 887-nucleotide messenger RNA. RefSeq names its product large ribosomal subunit protein eL22z-like. The coding region runs from base 270 to 644 and encodes 124 amino acids. The record is from RefSeq and is a predicted model, not a curated record. NCBI's taxonomy places the organism in Eukaryota, Viridiplantae, Streptophyta, Magnoliopsida, Santalales, Ximeniaceae. Gene Ontology annotation, biological process: cytoplasmic translation. The transcript is spliced from 3 exons. Gene Ontology annotation, cellular component: ribosome. Gene Ontology annotation, molecular function: structural constituent of ribosome; RNA binding.